Molecule: messenger RNA, 1610 nt
Organism: Lotus japonicus
Lineage: Eukaryota; Viridiplantae; Streptophyta; Magnoliopsida; Fabales; Fabaceae
Product: E3 ubiquitin-protein ligase PUB22
Exons: 1
Coding region: 128-1399 (423 amino acids)
Biological process (GO): protein ubiquitination
Molecular function (GO): ubiquitin protein ligase activity
Source: RefSeq, a predicted model, not a curated record
AACAAAGUCUUCAAACAACAACAACAACAACUCCUUCAAUUUUCUCUCUUCUCCUCAGUUUUCAAACAACAACAAGAGCAAUUCACUCAUCUUCACUUUAGUACCUGAACAUAUUUAUCAAGAAACCAUGGAUGAAGUUGAUGUUCCUUCAUACUUUCUCUGCCCAAUCUCAUUGGAAAUCAUGAAGGAUCCAGUAACAGUCACCACCGGCAUCACCUACGACAGAGAAAGCAUUGAGAAGUGGCUAUUCUCCAAGAACAACACCAAAACCAUCACAUGUCCUGUCACAAAACAACCACUCUCAGAUUGCAGCGCAGAUCUCACCCUCACACCAAACCACACCCUCCGCCGCCUCAUCCAAGCCUGGUGCACCAUGAACGCUUCUCACGGCGUUGAAAGAAUCCCAACACCAAAGCCUCCGGUCAACAAAACCCAGAUCUCAAAGCUUCUCAAAGACGCUUCUCGUUCUCCCCUGAUGCAAAUCAAGUGUCUGCAAAGACUCAAAUCCAUCGCUUCCGGAAGUGAAACAAACAAACGAUGCAUCGAAGCUGCUGGGGGUGUUGAGUUUUUAGCCUCAAUUGUCAUGAACAGCAUUGAUUCUGCAGUUACUUCACCAGAGGAUAAUGGUUUUGAGCUCAGAACAAGUGCAGGGGAUGAAGCUUUAAGCAUUCUCCAUCAUCUGAAUCUAUCAGAGCCCGGGUUGAAGACUCUGUUAUCAUUCAAAAACGGAGACUUCAUCGCUUCCUUGACAAGGGUUAUGCAAAAGGGGUUCUUCGAAUCACGAGCCUACGCAGUUUUCUUGCUGAAAUCCAUGUCUGGAAUUGCAGACUCAGUGCAACUGUUCAACCUUAAGACUGAAUUUUUCGUGGAGCUAGUGCAAGUUCUGAGGGACGAGAUUUCUCUGAAGGCAACAAAAGCAACAAUUCAAACACUGAUUCAAGUUUGUCCUCUGGGGAGGAACAGAGUCAAAGCGGUGGAUGCAGGCUCUGUCUUUGUCCUAACAGAGCUUCUUCUGAAUUGCAAGGAAAGAAAGCCCUGUGAGAUGAUGCUGGUGCUGCUGGAUUUGCUGUGCCAGUGUGCUGAGGGGCGUGCAGAGCUUCUGAGCCACGCGGCGGGGCUCGCCGUUGUGUCGAAGAAGAUUCUGCGGGUUUCGACGGUGGCGAAUGACAGGGCAGUGAGGAUUCUGCUCUCUGUGUGUAGAUUCUCUGCUUCUCCGAGUGUUCUUCAGGAGAUGCUGAAGCUUGGGGUGGUGGCGAAGCUCUGUUUGGUGCUUCAGGUGGACAGUGGAAGCAAGGCGAAGGAGAAGGCGAGGGAGAUUCUGAAAUUGCACGGAAAGGCGUGGAGGGAUUCUCCAUGCAUACCAAGCAGUUUGCUCUCUGCGUUUUCAGCUUUUGCUUGAAAUUGGAGUAAUUUUGUGGCGUUUUUUGUUUUAGACGACAUUUUUCUGUCUUAUUCUUUUCAUGUACAGAAUUAUUGGAAAGAACAAUUAGGAGUAAGUAAUUGACUUAUUGAUACGGGCUUCAACUAUUGCCCUAAAAUGUAGAGGUUGGGUAGAUAUACUUUGUGAAGUUUUCAGGAUUCAAUUUAACAAGAACUUGAGAUUUGAAACA